Messenger RNA from Belonocnema kinseyi, 1760 nucleotides. RefSeq lists its product as uncharacterized. NCBI's taxonomy places the organism in Eukaryota, Metazoa, Arthropoda, Insecta, Hymenoptera, Cynipidae. The coding region runs from base 1 to 1548 and encodes 515 amino acids. The transcript is spliced from 9 exons. The record is from RefSeq and is a predicted model, not a curated record.
AUGAUAGGAAAGAGAGUAAAGAACGCGCUUUCGAGUGAGAGAGAAGAACCGAAGAAAGCGUACGUGACUUGGCCUGCCGCAAAAUUGAUGCUGUUGGUAAACAUGGCCCUCGCACGUGUUCGGCAGGCCGUCGUCACUCAGCCAGGGAGAAUUUCAGGCCUCCAAAACAGUGAUCCCAGAUCUGAAACGAGAUGCGGUGUAUUAAAUGGCAUAACUCAGGAAUCCAGAAGUGGAAAUAAAUAUUCUGCAUUCUUUGGUAUACCCUAUGGAAAACCACCAAUUGGAAAACUCAGAUUCGCAAGUCCUGUAGCAGCAGAUAAUUGGAUAGGUAUUAGAGACGCAAAAUCUUUCGGGAAUAUAUGCAUUCAAGUCGACGAGAAAAAUAAGAUAAUAGGAGAUGAAGAUUGUUUAUUCUUAAAUGUUUACACUCCACUCUUUCAAUUUAAUUCAUCAUUGAUAAAUAGUACUUUGCUACCAGUUAUGAUAUGGAUCCAUGGAGGUGGUUUCAUUAUACGUAACGGUAAUAUAUAUGGAGCUAAAUAUAUUUUAGACGAAGACGUUAUUUUAGUUACCAUAAACUAUAGACUCGGGCUUUUUGGAUUCAUGAGCACUGGAGAUACUGUCGCCCCAGGAAAUUUUGGAUUGAAGGACCAGGUUCUGGCUUCCAAAUGGGUCCAAGAAAAUAUUCAACGAUUUGGAGGAGAUGCAAAUCAAGUGACUAUCUUUGUAGAAUUCCAAUUUUUUGUUUCUCAACUACAGCAGUUUGAAUCCCUUGGACCCCCUACGGACGAACCUGAUUUCGAAGAUGCAUUUUUAACUGAUAGUCCAGAAAAUUUGCUUCAAUGUCAUCAAAUGAAGGAUUUUCCUUAUAUGAGUGGAGUCGUAGUUGAUGAGGAUCUCGCAAUUACCAGCGUGAGAAUCUCGCAAGGUAUGUUAAAUGGCACAAUACGGGAAUCGAGAAGUGGAAGAAGAUAUUCGGCAUUCCUUGGAAUACCUUAUGGACAACCACCAACUGGAAAACUCAGAUUCGCAAAUCCUGUAGCAGCAGAUAGAUGGGAAGGAAUUCGAGCAGCGAAUACUUUUGGAAGAAAAUGCAUUCAACUCGAUGUUAAUAAUAAGAUUAGAGGAGCUGAAGAUUGUCUGUUCCUAAAUGUUUACACGCCACUUAUUAAAUUAUAUUCAUCCUCGAUGAAAAAUACUUUACUGUCUGUUAUGGUCUGGAUUCAUGGAGGCUCCUUCACUGGUGGUAGCAGUAAUAAGUAUGGUGCUCAAUACCUUUUAGACAAAGAUGUGAUUUUAGUCACCAUAAACUAUAGACUCGGGAUUUUUGGGUUCUUGAGCUCAGGGGAUUCUGUCGCUCCAGGAAAUUUUGGAAUGAAGGACCAGGUUCUGGCGUUGAAAUGGGUCCAUACAAAUAUCGAAGCAUUUGGAGGAGAUAAAAAUCGAGUGACACUUUUUGGGCAAAGUGCCGGGGGGGCAAGUGUUUCUUUACAUGCCAUUUCGAAAGCAAGCAACGGUAUUACUGAUGAUAAAGAUGCUAUCAUUUAAUUUUUUUUCCAAGUCAGCAGUUUGAAUCAGUAGAACUUAACAUGAAUGAUACUAAAAGCAUUGGACUAAGCCUACGAGCUAAAUUGAUUGUUUAUUCCAAAAAUAUAUCAUUCAAAGUGGUACAAAUUUAUCCCCUUGGACAUAUCAACCAAGGAGUAACAUGGUUGAAUACAUAAGAGCUCUAUCUGCAAUAGUUCGUUGUCCCUCGAUUA